AUGGAGACAGCAGAGGGGCAGCCGGCGAGGGAGGACGGAGACAGCAGAGGGGCAGCCGGCGAGGGAGGACGGAGACAGCAGAGGGGCAGCCGGCGAGGGAGGACGGAGACUGCAGAGGGGCAGCCGGCGUUGGUGGACGGAGACUGCAGAGGGGCAGCCGGCGAGGGAGGACGGAGACAGCAGAGGGGCAGCCGGCGAGGGAGGACGGAGACUGCAGAGGGGCAGCCGGCGAGGGAGGACGGAGACUGCAGAGGGGCAGCCGGCGAGGGAGGACGGAGACAGCAGAGGGGCAGCCGGCGAGGGAGGACGGAGACUGCAGAGGGGCAGCCGGCGAGGGAGGACGGAGACAGCAGAGGGGCAGCCGGCGAGGGAGGACGGAGACAGCAGAGGGGCAGCCGGCGAGGGAGGACGGAGACAGCAGAGGGGCAGCCGGCGAGGGAGGACGGAGACAGCAGAGGGGCAGCCGGCGAGGGAGGACGGAGACAGCAGAGGGGCAGCCGGCGAGGGAGGACGGAGACUGCAGAGGGGCAGCCGGCGAGGGUGGACGGAGACAGCAGAGGGGCAGCCGGCGAGGGAGGACGGAGACAGCAGAGGGGCAGCCGGCGAGGGAGGACGGAGACAGCAGAGGGGCUGCCGGCGAGGGAGGACGGAGACAGCAGAGGGGCAGCCGGCGAGGGAGGACGGAGACAGCAGAGGGGCAGCCGGCGAGGGAGAACGGAGACAGCAGAGGGGCAGCCGGCGAGGGAGGACGGAGACUGCAGAGGGGCAGCCGGCGAGGGUGGACGGAGACAGCAGAGGGGCAGCCGGCGAGGGUGGACGGAGACGGCAGAGGGGCAGCAGGCGCGCCGCGCAUUCGCUGGCGGCUGCUCGUCACCGACACGCAGGCGCCAACCCUCGGUCUGA
This is a messenger RNA of Schistocerca gregaria, 903 nucleotides long. Its product is annotated as keratin, type I cytoskeletal 9-like. The transcript has a single exon. The record is from RefSeq and is a predicted model, not a curated record. Lineage: Eukaryota; Metazoa; Arthropoda; Insecta; Orthoptera; Acrididae. The coding region runs from base 1 to 903 and encodes 300 amino acids.